AUGGCAAUUAUGGAAAUUCUUUCUCGAGUGGGCGAGAUGAGGUUGACGAUACAGCUUUUUCGCUUCCUUGGCUCAGCGAUUCUCCUACUCGCUGUUUUGAAAGCAUCAUUCGCUCUUCGAUUUCCUCCACAAAAAGUACAUGACAGCGAUGAAACUUCUUCAGACGCGUCCUUAUGUCAAUCAUCAUCUGAGGCCACGCGCUCCCAACUCACAGAAUUGUUAGCCGAGAUACAACAAACCUUUUUCUAUCAGCUUCACCCAGAGCAUAUUGCCAGGAUGGCUGAGGUAACACCCGAACUAAUCAGAGAGCAUUUCCAACCCUUCGAUCCAAGUCCGGAUGCCAUUAAACGCAGAACCGACAAGGCCUUAGAACUACGUCGGAGACUCAACACUUUGCAAAUCGACACAAAGAAGUUAAAGCUGAGAGAGCGUAAAGCCAUUCAUGUGGCUAGUGAUGUUCUGUUAGCCCAGGGAUGGGAUCCGUACGGCAUGAAUUAUUACUCUGGAGAUUGGCUUUUGGGACCGAACUUAUUUUGCUGGCAACCUGUUUGUCAGGUGUUCGGAAAUUUGAACAGUGUUUUUUCUCACUUUAAACCGGACAAUAUGGACAAGUUAGAGAGACUGAAGACCCUUUUCGAGCAGUACCAUCAAGUAUUUGAAAGAUACGUGGAGAACUGGAAACUUGGAGCGCGUUCAGGGUAUCUGAGGCCUUUUAAAGCUUGUAAAGCGGCCGUAUUCGCUGUGAAAUACAAGAAAUAUAGAGAAAUGGCGAUAAAUGGUGAAUCAGGAAUAUACAAGCAACCGUUUGCCAACAUUCUUUUAAAUUCUGGCUUCUUCGCCAGCCUCUCCAAGUCUGUGAACGAUACUUGGGAGGAGAAACACCAAGAGAAUGUCAAGGAGUUUUUCAAACAGUCUCUUGAAAACAACAUUGCAAAGCCCGUUGUGAGAAUGCUAAGAUACUGAAGAACAGCAAGAGCACGUCGCUGUCGAUAAGUUCAAAGAAAUUCUCGGAAAUUCUAACAUGUGGUUUAACAGUAGGACUUUUCCUACCAGCGAGAGCGACGAAGAUGCUUUUAUAAAGUGUAGUGACUCAGAAAGUGCGGAGGAAUUCUGCCCCAAGCGCUGGGAAGCUAUGCAAAAAUGGAUGGAGAACACCAAAGACACCAUGACGAACCACAUCACACCAGUCCUCGCAGCCAACUUUCACAGCAGUGGGCCCAAGAAAACUAUUCCUGUUUGUGGGGUAGACCUUUAUGCAUCGUUCCAGCCUUAUGCUAGUUAUCAUUCUUACGGUAUAGGAGCAAAGGACUGCUCAUAUAAAGGAAGCCAGGCGCUACCGUUUUUUAUGGACCGAUUUGGCCCAAAAUGGACGGAAUAUACCACCACAGCUCAUGAGCAAAUGCCCGGGCAUCAUUUGGAGGUUCAGAGUUACACGGAAUAUUUUCAGGACAGUUGCAAAGAUCCCAUUCACUGGUUGGGAGCCUACAAUUAUUUUCCAGGGUUUACCGAAGGCUGGACGACUUACACUGAGUACCAACUGCUGCCUCAAGACACGAACCUUUACUCAGACACUUCCAACAAGGAGGUGUUGCUACAGAAAUACGGCAUGAUCUACUACCAGCUCUUAGCCGCUCUGCGCGCUGUUGUAGACAUUGACCUAAACUAUUAUCAGAAGUCAGCAUUCGAUGCCCUCCGUAUGUACAAACAGUAUGUCUGGGAGGACAACACGGACCAGGCAAAGAAAGAUAUCAUAAGGUCAGAAGGUUUGCCGGGACAGGUAGCCAGCUACGUGUCUGGUCAACUGGAAAUCUCUCGCCUCAGGAGUUUAGCCGAGAGGGAGCUGGGUCAAGAUUUCGAUCUGAAGGAUUUUCAUUACGAGGUAUUACGUCAGGGGGAGAUACCGUUGAGAUACUUGGAUGAACACAUAAAAGCUUAUAUCGCCUGUAAGAAAAACCCGUCUCUCGAGGAAUGUGGAGAAUUUUAAAAUGAAUGAGAAUGAAAGCUGUGCUAAUGUUAAAUGAAAAUAAAGGAGAGAGAAAAUA
Messenger RNA from Pocillopora damicornis (cauliflower coral), 2042 nucleotides. RefSeq lists its product as uncharacterized. NCBI's taxonomy places the organism in Eukaryota, Metazoa, Cnidaria, Anthozoa, Scleractinia, Pocilloporidae. The record is from RefSeq and is a predicted model, not a curated record.